UGAUGCCGGCCCUGGGGAAGGUAGGCCCCCGCCCAGGCUGUCUCCGCCGCGCCUUCUCCUCCGGGAGGACUGGCCGGCUGGGGAGGGAGUCCGGCUGCGGGGGAGGAAGGGGGGGCGAGAAAGUUCUGCCCCAGGGGCUGGAGGGAGCGCGAGUCUCCACCGCCCGGCGCAGCGCCUCUCCGCGGGGGCUCCACCGCCGGGGCGGUGGACGAGUUCAGCCCGCUCCUCGCCCCCACCUCCUACUGCGGCUGUGUCGUCGGGAGGGGAGCUCAGGAGCCUUCUUCCUGGUGCCGCGGACCCGGGCUGGAAGCUCCGGGCCCGAGGGGAGGGGGCGAGGGUGCCGGGUGCUGGCCGCCGUUGGCUCUUGGCCCCCUCCCCGGAGUGGCUGGUGCUUGAAAGCUCGAAAGGGGCUGUCUCUUCCUUUCCCCUGGGGGCCCCCCUACGAGCUGCGUCCUCUCCCCGCCAGGCUCCCUGGGGCGAAGGCUAGAGGGUUCAGUGCCACCCGGUGCCCGGGUCCAAUCUUGCUGAAGUCGCCGCUUCCCCGGAGGGCCGGGGGUUGGGAGGGGGUGGCAGGCGAGAGGAGCUUCUCCCCUCCGCAGCGUCGGCCGUUCCGCUGGCGGCGGCUGGGUUUGCACGGCCGGAGGGAGCCGCCGCGGCCACUGCUUCCAGGACGCACGAGAGCAGAGGAGAGGAGCGCGCGCACACAGGCUCCGGCCGCCCGCAGGCCUGGCCGGCGCCCGGGCCGCCGCGGCUGGCGGCGCUCACGUUGGCUGCAGGGCGCUCGCGCGGCGCCUCGGCCCGGGUCGCAUCCCUUCCCGCUCGCACUCGCCCGGAAUGUGGGGUUGUGA
Messenger RNA from Callorhinus ursinus (northern fur seal), 848 nucleotides. The record is from RefSeq and is a predicted model, not a curated record. Lineage: Eukaryota; Metazoa; Chordata; Mammalia; Carnivora; Otariidae.